AUGACCGAUGAAGUCAUUGCUGGACUGAGACAAGAGACACGCGACAUCUUUUACCAUGGCUAUGACAACUACAUGGAACAUGCCUUCCCCGAAGACGAACUGCGCCCAUUGACAUGCGGCCCAUUGACACGUGACCGUCAGAACCCCGCGCACAUCGAAGUCAACGACGUCCUGGGAAACUAUUCUUUGACACUGAUUGAUAGCCUAUCGACCCUCGCCAUCCUCGCUUCCUCGCCGUCACCAGACGAUCAAGGAAGGAACAAGCCGCUCGAAGACUUUCAAGACGGCAUCAAGCUUCUGGUCGAGAACUAUGGGGAUGGCACGCCUGGACCGAGCGGGCAGGGAGCAAGAGCGCGGGGCUUUGAUCUCGACAGCAAAGUGCAGGUCUUUGAGACGGUCAUCCGGGGCGUAGGGGGACUGCUCAGUGCACACCAGUUUGCUAUUGGAGACCUUCCGAUUCGGGGUUAUGCGGCAAAGGAGGAGAAGAGAAAAACCAGUCACGGCAUAUUCUGGCCCAACGGCCUAGUCUAUGAUGGUCAGCUCCUACGCCUCGCCAACGACCUUGCAGAUCGUCUCCUACCCGCCUUCCACACACCGACCGGCCUCCCCUACCCUCGGGUAAACCUACGCCACGGAGUGCCAUUCUAUGCCAAUUCGCCUCUGAACAUGGAUGCCAAAGAUGGACAGUGCGGUACAAAUCCCCGCCAGAGGGGCACCGAGAUCACCGAGACCUGCAGUGCAGGUGCGGCGAGUCUGGUUCUCGAGUUCUCCACGCUCAGUCGAUUGACCGGCAACCCACGCUACGAGGAGAGCGGCCCAAAGACGCUUUUUGGGCCUAUUGGACUCAUUGGAGGCGGCAUCGACGCUGAGACUGGGCAGUGGGUGUCGCCCUAUACUGGUAUUGGUGCGGGUAUUGACAGCUUCUUUGAGUAUGCUCUCAAGACGCACAUCCUGCUCUCUGGGUUGCCAUACGACCCUGCAAAUGCAAGAACGGAAUCUCCCGAUGCAUUUCUUGCUGCAUGGGAGGACGCGCAUGAUGGCAUCAAGCGCCAGAUUUAUCGCGGAGCACAGCAGCAGCACCCUUCAUUAUGCCCAAGGGCGCAAUUCGAGCUUUUCUGGAUCGACAGUCUGAGUGCCUUCUACCAGGGUCUCCUGGCCAUGGCCGGCAAGCUCGACGAAGCAAUCGAAACACAUCUUCUUUACACUGCGCUAUGGACGAGAUACUCUGCUUUACCAGAGAGAUGGUCUACUGUUACCGGCAACAUUGAACAUGGUCUGCGUUGGUGGGGCGGCAGACCCGAGUGGAUUGAGUCUACUUGGUAUCUCUAUCAUGCGACAAAAGACCCCUGGUAUCUACAUACAGGCGAGAUGGCACUGCGUGAUAUCAAACGACGUUGCUGGACAAAGUGUGGUUGGGCUGGUCUCCAGGACGCCAUCCUCUUAUCGUUCCAAAACGACUACGGCCUCGUCGAGCUCCUCGUGCGGAACCGCCACUGGCCGAACGACAGCCAGCGCCUGGUUAUCUCGGCUACAGCUGCUCGAUCCGAUAUCUUCCAUGCUGCUAGUCUUGCACGCUUGCACCUCAUGCCAGUUACGGAUUCGCUCGGUACGCCAAUCAUUGAAUACAGUGCCGGCCAUCCUAGCGUCUCGCACUCGAACAUUCAUUCGCCUUCGAACUUCACUUACUACCCAUGGACCUUGCCAUUAGAGUACAUCCCUCGAAACGCGACAAGUUCGGCCCAGGCAUAUCGAACCACCUUCGAUCUUUCAUUCCCCAACAUGCCCAAUUCGUUGCAAGCCGGCGGCAUGCAGCGAGUCCAUGAAGGUAUCUUGGUCAGUUCAAUGAGUGGGUUGCGCUUGGGAAUGGUUCGUGAGGAAGACAUGUCAGGAAGUGCAUCGAAGGACACCAAGCUUCCCGAGCACUUCCGCAUCUACGCCAUCUCCAACACUGCUCUCGGUCGUGAUGAGAAGGUCUUCAUGUCGCGGGCAACCAUGGAAGACUUCAACCCACUUGAUCCCUUCUUUACGCGAACCCGUGACACCAAUGCAGUCGAUCUUAUCCUAGAUGUGUCCCCAGAGACUGCAGAUGCAGCAUCUUCAAGCGAUCUGUCAAAUGAAAGCAAUGUACUUGCCAGCCUGGACAGUGUGUCGGACUUGUUUCUCGACGACUCCAUUGUAGAAGUUGACCCGGAUCUUCUCGGCUCAUCACCAUCCUACCUCUCCAAUCUGCUGGCCUCGAUCCAAUCCCUCCUCUCCGCCGACGCGCCGUCACACACAAGCACCAAACCACCGCCACCGCCACGAUCAACGCCACAACGCUACGCCAUCGAGGCCGCACUUCCGCUUGGACCUGGCGCCGAACCGCUGCCUGAUACAACUGAUCCAGAACUCGUAUACAGCGACGCAAACCCUCUACCGUGGCACUCCAUCUACGUGCACAACGGCCAGCUCUGCGAGGAGAAACUGGACGCAGAUAUUCCAAAGAAGUAUCAGGUCAUUGCCAUACCUCGCGGUGGCUGCUCAUUCUCCGAUAAGCUACGCAACAUACCUGCAAUCCCACCUAAAAGCAACAGCCUGCAAGUUGUCAUCAUAGUUAGUUCUGACGCAGAAGGAUUUGUACAGCCUCUUUUGGAUGAUGUACAACACUCGCCUUCGGGGCUGUUGCGGCCGCACCCGAUUCCACUCAUCAUGGUCAACGGUGGGGACGAAGCGAUGGAGUUUUUGAAAAGAGCGAAGAGUGUGGGUGUGAGGCGGCGAUAUCACUUUUUGAGCCAGGGCAUAAAGAUUGGAAAUUUGAUUGUGCUUUGA
This is a messenger RNA of Parastagonospora nodorum SN15, 2808 nucleotides long. RefSeq lists its product as hypothetical. Gene Ontology annotation, biological process: mannose trimming involved in glycoprotein ERAD pathway; carbohydrate metabolic process; endoplasmic reticulum mannose trimming. The record is from RefSeq and is a predicted model, not a curated record. The transcript has 6 exons. Bases 1 to 2808 code for a protein of 935 amino acids. Gene Ontology annotation, molecular function: mannosyl-oligosaccharide 1,2-alpha-mannosidase activity; calcium ion binding. Gene Ontology annotation, cellular component: membrane; endoplasmic reticulum. NCBI's taxonomy places the organism in Eukaryota, Fungi, Ascomycota, Dothideomycetes, Pleosporales, Phaeosphaeriaceae.